Amoebophrya sp. A25 is the source of this 3393-nucleotide messenger RNA. The record is from the annotation of a GenBank genome assembly. Lineage: Eukaryota; Dinophyceae; Syndiniales; Amoebophryaceae.
AGGUACGAAAGUUUCACAUGCGUGCAUGGUGGUAGACUUGUUUCAGUACUUUCUCAGUGGUAUUUCUUACCACAAUAGCGAACUUCGAAACUAAAACUUCUAUCUCUAAUUACGUCAAACUUCUUACUGUUGCUGUUGCUACUAACAAAAUACUGUUUACUAACAACGACGUAUUGUAAGUAAGUACUAACAACGUUCUUGUUGGUUACGAAUACUACGUGUACGUACUUGUUCUUUGUACUUGUGACCUAGUCGAGUCGUAAACUGAGCCAAUCACAACAUCAUCAAAAUGAGCGGCACUGCAUCAAGCAACGUUUUUGGGAGCGCUCCCGCCAUCCCUAUGGAGGAGAUGAAGAAAAAGAAGGACAAAAUGUUCUCCAGCAAGGGUAAGAAGGAGAAAGUGAUCCUCGACGAACUGCUGCACGAUAAGAAGGAAAAAAUCGUGAAAGCAGACAAGCUCAGCAUGGAGGAGGUCGAUGCUAAGGUACUUCUAUUUGUCGAUGCUAAGGUACUUCUAUUCGUAGCCAUUUUGGCUCAAGGGAAUUUGUCGAUGCUAAGGUACUUCUACUCGUAGCCAUUUUGGCUCAAGGGAAUGAACACAGACAUAAAAAUGUCCUGACGCAGUGCAGCAGCAGAAGAAAGAGAACACUGGGUUCUCAAAAGAUACAAAAUACCUUUUGUUUUUUGUUAGAAAGAUCGUUUCUUGAAUUCUAAGGCUCUCGCGAUUGUUGUGGUAGUGAAACUGAUUUUCUCAAAUAAUGUAGUGAUAUAAGCUUAGUGCAGACCAAAGAAGUUCCUUAGAAAUAAUGAAUGAAUCGCGGAUGAUCAGGGAAUAGCGAUUGUUGUCACGCUCUAACGAUUAUUGUUGCGUUCUUUGAGAAAAUUUUGAUUUCUUUUUUCUUUUUCACUACAGCUGAAGGGAAAGAAAGUAAAAUCGAAGGAGAAAGAACUUGGUAUCACGCGCGCGGCACGUGCAGGGGUCAUUUUUCCGGUCGCAAGAAUUCACAACAAGCUGAAACACUUGGUAUAAUGAGAUAUUUCUAUCUUACUGGUUUAUCUAUCUCAUUUCUUGAUGUUGAUUUGGUAGACGACACCGUGUAUUCUUUUUUCUAUCUUACUGGUUUAUCUAUCUCAUUUCUUGAUGUUGAUUUGUUAGACGACACUUGAACUUGAACUUGGACACCGUAUACGAUGAAGUCUAUGUCUGAUUACAUUGCUCCUAGACUAUAAUUGGGAAGUCGCAUUUUCAAAUUUCAGGUUCCCUCACACGCUCGUGUCGGUGGUACCGCCGCAGUCUUUAUGGCAGCAGUUUUAGAGUAUCUCGUAGCAGAAAUGUGCGAGAGCGCUGGUGAUCGCGCAAAGCGAGGAAAGGCGGAAAAUGGACCCAAGAGGAGUCGUACUUUUUAUACAUUCAACAUCAAGUAGAAACUGACCUCACAUCAACCAAUCAACUCAUUCUCUUGCUUCUAUCUAUACACCGACAGGCUACAUUUCUUGAAAACCAAUGCUGUUCCUAAUCCUCCCUCUCAUCCCUUUGCUCCUCCUGGUUGUAGGUAUCACUCCUCCUUGUUCUCCCUCUCACUAUCUCCUUCUGCUCCUUCUCCUCCUUUUCUUCUAGGUAUCUCCCCCUCUCCCUCUUCUCCUCCUUUUCUUCUAGGUAUCUCCCCAUCUCCCUCUCCUCCUCCUUUGCUUCUAGGUAUCUCCCCCUCUCACCCUUCUUUUCCUCUGCUUCUAGGUAUGUCCCCAUGUCACCCUCUGAUGUUUUCAAUGACGCAACAGAUCUUGAUGGACCGAAAUUCUCCUCCACGACGCCUCUAGGUAUCACACCGCGGAUUAUUCAGCUGACCAUUCGGGAGGAUCCCGAGUUCAAUAGUCUGUUGCAGCGCGUCACUGUGGCAGGUGGAGGCGUCCUGCCAUUAAGCGAUGAAUCCAUUAAAAAGAUGGUGCACGCACGAACCGCUCAAGCUAUGGAGGUACUCUAUCCUUUACCUACAUUCCUUCCUUUUUCUUUUCCUAGUUAGUUUGGCUCCACCCAUCUUAUUGUUUUCGUCAUCAGAGAGUACUGGCACUACUUCAAUCAAAGAUAAACAUCUCGCUACUCACAAGCAUAAUCACACAAUUUCUUUCCGGUUUCUAUCUUCUCCUUCCCUGUGAACUUAGUUAUAAUUACCUCUUGCCACCAGGCACAUCAGUCAAUCAAGCAGUCAAUUUAUCAAUCCCACAGACCAAGCAGAACAUUGCCGCUGCGCAAGAAGGUAUCACGCCUGGUGCCGAAAUGACGCCUGGUGAAGAGCCUAUCUAUGCUGGCGACGUCACGCCAGGGGGAGAUCUGACCCCUGCAGAGGAGGCGUAAGGACAUGCAUUAUGCUGAAGAAGAUCAGAUGCAUAUAUUUUGAAGAAGUUACUUACUACUUAUUAAUUUGUAUAUCAUGAUGAAUUGACACGAGAAAAAGAAUUGCGUAGUUGAGUUGCUACGACAUGAAGCAUAUGAAACAAAUAGAAAGAAGGCAAUACUACUAUAUAUAACUUGUCCCGACGACAUGAGACAUCAAGUAGAAAAUAACGAAUGAGAUAGAAGGUGACUAUACAAGAAGCAGGAAAAUGAAUAAUGAUGAUGCUUGUUGAAAAUCGAACUUAAUUUUACCGCUAUACUUUCUGAUACCGAAAAAAUUUUACAAGGCGCAAGCAAAGCGUUCAUCUAUUACUAAAAACACUUUUAUCACAACUCACACUUAUAAUUUUUUUAUCCCACCACGAGUCAAAAGAAGAGGUUGAUGUAGAAGAAAUUAAGGAGAUGGAAGUACAACCAUUAUUUACACACUACUGUUUACUACACACUAAUGUUUACAGACUGUAAAUGUGUAGAAAGAACUAGCUAAACUACAUACAGCUAUUCUUGUAUUAAGUGCGUAGAAGGUAGUACUAGAACGAGACGAACUAUAGUUCGAGUCAAGAAAGUUAUCGAUCGUAUAUCAACAACAACAAGGUGGUUGUAGGAGGUUGAAAUAUAACGACUGAUACUACUUUUAGACUAUAAUUGGUGAUUCUCAUUCCUGGAUAUUUGCCGAACAUGCCGACACCAAAUGAGAUUUCUCGAAGUAGGUUUGCCAGGCGUAACUGCGUGGCCUGUCUGAUUCUUACACUUGUGCACUGCCUGGAUGCACGCGUUUGGAGUUUAGUACACGUUGCGCGCACUUGCAGGGAAGACAAACGGUGGGCCACAUUUUCGAUGCUAAAUUUGCUGAACUUGAUCUACAUCUGACGACACUGUGACCAGCAUUGUCCCUGUGUGUGAAAAUAGUACUUAUCAACAGCUAGUACGUGCUUGCAAUGGCACCACCUUGUUUAGAGGUUUUUUCGCUUUGACUAGCAGUUGUUCAAAGCUACAGGUAC